AUGGGAUCCGACGCAAAAGUCAUCACCGCCUACCCCAACUUCUCCCCCGACAAGUUUGAGCAGAAGCUCCCCGGUCGUGACCUCGACAUGUCGCCCCUCGCCGAGCACACCAAGGUCGAGCGCUGGCACCGCGGCGAGCCCCGCCUCGAGGAGUACGUCGGCUCGGGCAAGCUCAAGGACAAGGCGGCGCUCAUCACGGGUGGAGACUCGGGAAUCGGAAAGACUGUCGCAGUGUUCUUUGCGCGCGAGGGGGCCGACAUCACCAUCAACUACCUCCCCCAGGAGGAGGACGAUGCUCAAAACACGAAGAAGCUCGUUGAAGAGGCGGGCAAGAAGUGCCUUCUCGUCCCGGGCGACCUCCGCACGCAAGAGUUCCGCGAAAGCAUGAUCGAGAAGCACAUGAGGGAGUACGGCGCGCUCGACAUCCUCGUCAACAACGCCUCGCAGCAAAUCCAGUGCCAGGACCUCGCCGAAAUUGACAUGAACAACGUCGAGGACACCUUCCGCUGCAACAUCAUCCAGUACAUCGGCGUCUCAAAGGCCGCCCUCCCGCACAUGAAGCGCGGAGAUGUGAUCAUCAACACCACCUCCGUCACGGCCUACAAGGGCAGCGCUGGCAUGCUCGACUACUCGGCCACCAAGGGCGCCAUCACGACCUUCACCAAGUCUCUCGCGACCCAAAUCCUCCCGAAAGCCAUCCGCGUCGUCGGCGUCGCUCCCGGCCCAGUCUACACCCCCCUCCAACCCGCCUCGCGCCCCAAAGAGCAGAUGGAAGACUGGAGCGUCGGGUCAUCGUCGCUUAUUCACGGGCGUGUUGCGCAGCCGGCGGAGUUGGGAGAGAGUUACGUUUACUGCGCGACGUCCGAGAUCCUGACGGGCCAGGUCGUCCACCCCAACUCGGGCCAGUACCUCGUCUAA
Molecule: messenger RNA, 918 nt
Organism: Rhodotorula toruloides NP11
Lineage: Eukaryota; Fungi; Basidiomycota; Microbotryomycetes; Sporidiobolales; Sporidiobolaceae
Product: short-chain dehydrogenase/reductase SDR family protein
Exons: 12
Coding region: 1-918 (305 amino acids)
Molecular function (GO): oxidoreductase activity
Source: RefSeq, a predicted model, not a curated record